GAGGAGGAGGGUGGAGGAGGAGGAGACGGAGAGUUAGAAAAGGGGGAGACAAAUGUAAUUUCUGUUGCAUCUGGCCCUCAGCUCUCUGACCAGCCCAGUCCAGAGCAGCUCCUCACAGGGAAAGCCUUUAUGAGCGAGCAAGCAGAAGUGAUCUGAGUUUUUGAGCUAAGUCGUCAGUGUCAGUGUCAGCAUGGCCGGGGGCUCGGUGUCUGAGUGUAAGGAGUACUUGUUCAAAGUGCUGGUGAUCGGGGAAUUAGGCGUCGGGAAAACCAGCAUCAUCAAACGCUACGUGCACCAGCUUUUCUCGCAGCACUACAGGGCGACGAUCGGGGUCGACUUUGCACUGAAAGUAAUCAACUGGGACAGCAAAACGCUGGUCAGGUUACAGCUGUGGGACAUCGCAGGUCAAGAGCGAUUUGGGAACAUGACGCGGGUGUACUACAAAGAGGCCGUGGGGGCGUUCGUGGUGUUCGACGUGACAAGGGGCUCCACAUUUGAAGCUGUAUCUAAGUGGAAGCAUGACUUGGACAGCAAGGUGAAGCUGGCUAAUGGCAACCCCAUCCCCUCAGUGCUGCUCGCCAAUAAAUGUGACCAGAAGAAAGAGAGCUCCAACAACACAGCCCUAAUGGACAAUUUCUGCAAAGAGACCGGCUUUCUGGGCUGGUUUGAAACCUCAGCUAAGGACAACAUCAACGUGGAUGAGGCAGCACGUUUCCUGGUAGAGAAUAUCUUGGCUAACGACAAAGGUUUGCCAUACGAGGAGAGCAAUGGAGACCGGAUCAAACUGGACCAGGAGACUGUGGCUGCUGAGAGCAAGUCAGGCUGCUGCUAACACUCAAUCCAUUCACAUUAGCCAUCCGCCUCCCUUUGGCAGGGUCCGAUGCCUGUGGCUCUCAGCCCUCUACUGCAACCUCGCAGAGGAAUAUGAAUUUUUGGGUCUUCAAAGCUCCAGGAACUUCUCCUCCCGGCACUGCUGCCCAUUUGACCUGCACAUCCAAAUCUCUCACUGUAGCUAUCCCUAGGCCAGAACAGAAGCCCAAUUUUAUCUUGAUGUUGUUGCAAAUGUUGUCAUUGCCUCUACCAUGCUGUUUCCUGUUUCGUCCCACAUCUCCAAACCACAGGAUCUUUAUUAUUGUGUUUGUCUCACCACAUAUUCACUUGACUGUGUAUUCUACCACCAACUAUGAAGUCCACCAAGCCCUUCAUACUAUACUCCUUCUGUUGCCCUGACAGCCUCUGGAGCCCUGGACGGUACCUCACCUGAGAAGGGGUGGAAACUAAGCAGAACACUGAGAAACACUGCUAGAGAUCAACCUGUAGCCUCCUAGUAUCUGUCACUUUGGUCUAUUUUCUCUCAUUAUCUUUGUCAUUUAACAUUUGUCUAUGAAACAAGACACUUUAAUUGUUCA
Molecule: messenger RNA, 1409 nt
Organism: Seriola dumerili (greater amberjack)
Lineage: Eukaryota; Metazoa; Chordata; Actinopteri; Carangiformes; Carangidae
Gene: rab32a
Product: RAB32, member RAS oncogene family
Exons: 3
Coding region: 191-832 (213 amino acids)
Biological process (GO): vesicle-mediated transport
Cellular component (GO): vesicle; trans-Golgi network; Golgi apparatus
Molecular function (GO): GTP binding; GTPase activity
Source: RefSeq, a predicted model, not a curated record